UCCUUCCGGAAGACAGGGAAUAUUUUCUUCUUUCCCUCUUUUUUUUACAUUUUAAAAUCUUUCGUUAAGACGCAGUAUUUAUUUUUAACUACACCAAUAUGAUAGCGACUGCUUACGAAUUUGUAUUACAUUCUCCCAAUUUAAGUAAAUUGAUUAGAGAGCAGCAACUGAGACUUUUAUUUAUCUUACUGGGCUGCGUGUUGGUUUUACUAUUUUUCUUGGCAUUUUCUUGCAUAGAACUAUUUUUAGGUAGAAGAAGAAAGAACGAACUUCUUUGGAAAAUACCAGGAUGUAACGCGAAUUAUUUUUUCUUAUACUUAGCCAUCGCCAAAUCUAUUGUGUUGAAUAAUAUGAUCAAGACGAAUAUAUUAUCAUUCCAAGUACUCUGUGGAAGCACUGUCUUGUUUUACAAGGAGAAGUUAUGGAGAAUGUGGAUUGGAUUGAGGCCUGUUGUAGUUCUGUUUAAACCUGAAACAGUGGAAGUCGUUUUGAAUAGCAACACCAUACUUAAAAAGACUUUCAUGUAUGGGUUUCUUAACUAUUGGUUCAAAGAAGGCCUUAUUACUAGCUGUGGUCAAAAAUGGAGAGCUCGUCGGAAGCUACUGACACCAGCAUUCCAUUUUCGUAUUCUGGGUGAUUUUCAACCAGUCAUCGAUGAACAAUCCAAAGUACUUCUCCAAGUGCUAGAGGAAAAAACUGGACAAGUGGUCGACAUAGUACAACCAAUCACGCUGUGCACCUUGGAUAUACUCUGUGAGACUGCUAUGGGUAUCAAAAUUGAAGCUCAAAGAAAAAAUUCUGAAUAUGUUGAAGCCUUAAAAGUAGCAUCAGAACAGUUUUCUGACCGAGUCAUGAAACCAUGGGUAUGGUCGGACUUCACAUACUACCUCACCGAGGAUGGCCGCAAUUACAAGAAAAGCGUGGAAACUAUGCUUCAAUUCACUUCAUCUGUUAUCAGAGAGCGAAAGAAAGAGCUACUCAAGAGAAAGAAAGAGGAAGAGGAAGGCGAGAAUCACGCAGAUGAUGUCGAGACAAAGAAACGAAAAGCUUUCCUGGAUCUUUUGUUGGACCUCCAUAUUAAGGACAAUAUUCUUAGCGAGCAGGAUAUUAGGGAAGAAGUUGAUACGUUCAUGUUCGCGGGACACGAUACAACUGCUAUGGGCAUCAGCUGGGCGCUAUAUAACAUAGGAUUACGUCCGGAUAUCCAAGAAGCUAUACAUGAAGAGCUGGACGUGAUAUUUGGAAACGAUGACCAACGUCCAGUUACUGUAGAAGAUGUGAGAGAAAUGAAGUACCUCGAAUGCGUUCUGAAAGAAAGUCAGCGUCUAUAUCCUUCUCUUCCGGUCAUUGGCAGAGAACUUGAAGAAGAUGUUGUUGUUGAUGGCUAUACUGUUCCAGCUGGAACAACCUGUAUGCUAGCGACUUUCAUGCUUCAUAGAAAUCCUGAAAUAUUUCCCAAUCCUGAAGUCUUUGAUCCAGAUAGAUUUUUGCCAGAAAACUGCAUUGGUCGCCAUCCAUUUGCUUAUGUACCUUUCUCGGCUGGACCGCGAAAUUGUAUUGGCCAACGUUUUGCAAUGCUGGAAGAGAAAACUGUUGUCGCCAACAUUUUGAAGAGGUUUAAGAUCGAAACGAUAGACAGCAGGGAUAAACUGCGUCUAACAGCUGAGAUGGUACUUCGAAAUGACGGCCCUUUGCGCAUCAGGGUUCACAGAAGACAUCCUUCGUGAGCUGAUAUCAUCUUCGACAUCCCAUUUUAAACUUCGACUACUAGAUAGAAGUAGCCGUUCUGUGGCAACAGGGAAAAGAACCAGAUGGUUAUAUAUUAACUGCAUAGAAGUUUUCCUUGAAUAUAAAUGCAUAUUUGCAUAUAAAGACAACAAAUGUGAACUGAUAUUCAACGUAUGCUCUCAGGAAAAGCUAAUAUUAAAUCUUAUUUCAGGUUCUAUACGUUAUAAUUGUAGAAACCAUCCUAAUUCAUAUGCUCUCUAAUCUUUUUCUGCUAUCUCUUGAAAACACCUCUUCUGCCUUCUGUUCUUAUGAGCCCUCUAAGAGUUUUAUAAAACUUUAUCAACAAAAUAUACUAAGAAACAUAGUAAUUAAAAUUAUAACCAUUGAUCUGUACAUAUAUCAAUAAGCAAAACGCAAGAAAUCAAAAGCAUACAUGUAAAAUAAUUCAUUGCAAAAGUUGUUUAUGAAGUUCAUGUAAGUGUGAUGUUAAGGAAGUAAUGCGAACUUCAUGUCGGAUGUAGUCAUACUUCAGUAAGGAUUUAACUACGUACAUUCUUUUUAAGUCCGAUGCUAUAUGUUCCCUAUCCUAGUCACAGAGGACUGUUUGAAGGUUUUAGCAAAGGUGAUCUUUGAAUCUAAGAUUUUGAUUCUAAGCAACUUAUAAAGAGUUCAGAUAUAUUUUGAAAUUCCGUUUGUUAAGAACUGUUGCCUUCCAACAAACAUUUGUAUUUUAAUCUUCUGUAAAAUAAAGUUUUUAUUUUUCCUUGCACAGCAAUAACUAUCUUGAUGUUUAUCACAGGAUGUUUCAGUAAAUCGGUUACAAACUUUCAGGAGAGAUGGAGUACACCUAGACGAUGAAAAAUCACAAAAGAAUGCAUGGUCGAAAAGGCUUUUCAAAUGCAGUAGUGAAAACACAAGAGACAAAAAAGGAAGAACAUGAAUAGUGUGAGGAAAUACGUUUAUUAUGCUUAGUACAGCAGACAAUGAAGACAUAAGAACAAAAAUAGACAAAUAUUGUCAUCAAAGUAUGUCUCCACGUCUCCGGCACAUGGAAGAUCUAUCGUUCUGGAAAGUACCGGGCAUAUUCCGGCUUUCCUAGUAGCUGUCACGAUACGUGCAAGAAGUUUCUCAGCACUUCUAAAGGGGAUUUCGUACACCAAUGUCUUGACGUAUCCCUAGAAGAAGUAGUCAGAGGUCUGGCGAUCUUUUGCUGCCCAAUGCACGAGACCACCCCUGCCGAUCCCCUGUUGAGGAUAGGUUUCGAACAUAAUUUCGAACACUUUCUCUGACGGCGAUCGCCUGUUUUGGUUCUUAAUUUUUCGUUUCUGCAGAACUAAUCCUCAUAAACAGAUUCUCAUGCUAUUCGUGUCCUUCGUUUCUUGUGUCGUCACUACUGCGCCUGGAAAGCAUUCCCGACCAUACAUUGCUGUGUGUUUUUCCAUUGUCCAGGUGUAUUCUACCUGUCCUGAAAGUUCGUAACAGAUAUGCUGACCCACCUUGUAUAUAGUUCUUGAAAAUAAUGUACAUAUUCCGUAAGUAUUUGAAAAACAGAUAUGGUCUCGGUAGAUUUUCUACCCGCUUUUACUAAAUUUUCAAAAACAUUGACAAAUAUAUUAAUGGGCUUCAAACUGGUUACUGAAAGUAUUACUGUUUGCUAAAUCCUUUGUUAAAUUCGAAUAUAAAGUUAUUCGAACGCUUUGUUAAUUCUCCCAAAGUAUGAGACUGUGAAACGAUGCACGUUGUCUUGACUAUUGUCAACGUGAAACGAUACACAUUGCCUUUUUGUAUAUUUAUUAUUAUUAUCGACAUCACAUUAAUCCUGUAUUCCUGAUUUUUAUUGUUGUUAUUGUUGUUUUCGAUUCAUUUAUGGUAUAACGAAAGUGAAACUGUCUUAGCAUAGAUUGUUCUGCGCUUGAUUUCGUUACUCUGUAUUAUCUCUGUUAAUGCUUACUCUUAUGCUGUUACUUAUUUUAUUUAUGUUUGUAUCAUCUUUCCUGAAAUAAAUCAUUUAAGUGUGUUA
Messenger RNA from Stegodyphus dumicola, 3748 nucleotides. RefSeq names its product cytochrome P450 4c3-like. The record is from RefSeq and is a predicted model, not a curated record. Gene Ontology annotation, molecular function: heme binding; iron ion binding; oxidoreductase activity, acting on paired donors, with incorporation or reduction of molecular oxygen. NCBI's taxonomy places the organism in Eukaryota, Metazoa, Arthropoda, Arachnida, Araneae, Eresidae.